Messenger RNA from Malaya genurostris, 1715 nucleotides. RefSeq names its product DNA-directed RNA polymerase II subunit RPB1-like. NCBI's taxonomy places the organism in Eukaryota, Metazoa, Arthropoda, Insecta, Diptera, Culicidae. The record is from RefSeq and is a predicted model, not a curated record. The transcript is spliced from 2 exons. The coding region runs from base 198 to 1361 and encodes 387 amino acids.
CCUGUGGAAAGCAUUACCGGUGUUUUGGGGUUUCUCAGAAGUUGAUGAAUCAGUGUCGUUCGGUUUUCGUUGCUAUUGUUGGUGUUUUUAGUUUUCGUGUGGAACUGAAGGAUAUUUGGAUUUUGAGGCAAUCUGGUGUUGUAAUCGGAUAGAGAAGAUUUCGGAAAAAGCUGUGUUUGAGAGCGGUAAAGUUCAAAAUGAUGUUCUUUCGGAUAACAGCAAUUCUGCUGUUAUCAGUAAGUGCCUUGGCUGCAAAAGAAUCACAGUCCAAAUCAACAGUAAAGUCGUCGUCAGCAAAAAUUUCGGCUAAAGGACCUCAUGGUAAACGUGAAGUGGCAUCAGAAUACGGACCGAUGGAAUUUAUUGCUCCGACCAUUUCUGGUUUCACGUAUGGAAUGCCUCAACCAUUGUUCAACAUUCCCCAUUACACUGGCUAUAGAUACUACUCAUCACCAUACAAGUUUUCACAACCAUCGCUCUUCUCUCCAGCAAGUCAACAAGAUUUCCAUACCUUUCCGAAUAGCCCGGUGAAAUACAGUAUCAGCUCUAAGGAGCUUUCGGAAAUUAUUAAAGCGUUACAAUCACCUAAUCCUGCAUUAACCAUUCGAGCAGUACCGACCAGUAGUGGAUGGGACAACACACUCGGUUACGACCCGACUGGUCAUUACAAAUCACCGACGCUAAAAUUUCACGAAACUUUACCGUCAACCUACGGAAUCCCACAUUCAACCCCCUCGAAUUCGUAUCUUCCUGCAAACUAUGCAGCUCAUCCGAACACAGCCGAUGAGCCAUUAUUUGCCAAUGGAGUCAAGGGAGUGCGCCACUACGCCUCCUCAUCAAACUCCCACGUGCCAGAUCUCUACACCGGAAAUAAGUACAUUUCUGCAAUCAAACCGCUGUAUUACCCUGCUCAAGCCGUAUCACAGUUACAUACAAACAUCCACACUCAAAAACCUUUCAAACCAUCCACCUAUCUAGGAUCGACAAACGAGAUAUCCGAUUAUUCCCAUAGCCAGCCAGCCACAUCAUCGUCCUUCCACAAUGCAUAUCUUGCUCCGGCUCUACAAUAUCUACCUCCAAAAGUGGACAACAAAGUUACUUACGAACAACCCACGAAGUCGUACCUGCCGCCGGUACAAUCGAAACCCACCAAUAGCUAUCUUCCGCCGAAACCAUCUAACACGUACCUUACGGCGGCUCCGAGCAAUCCAAAUUAUAUUUCUAUCAGUUCUCACGAAAACGAUGGCAAACAGUACCAGCACUAUCAUUCACACAGUUUGGAGGAAUCCAACGAAUCUAUCGAAUACAGUGGAUCACACUCAACGACUGCCAAACCGCAUCACCAUCCGUGGCAGCCGUAAAGAUCUGCUGGCCGACUGUUUGCCCAAAGACUUUCUAUUCGUGAAGAUACGUUACAGAAACAAUAAUUAUAUUAGAAAUAGAGUGGUUCUAAUAACUUAUAGAUAGAGUUUAGCGUAGAUAAAAGUAUAUUCUCAGCAAAACAUUACUUAGCCUUGUGGAGAAGAUUCGACUAUUGCCAUUACUUCAUUGCGAUUUAUGUAGAUUUGUAUCAUAUUUCAAUCGAACUAUAAAGGACAACUUUAGAGUCGAUGUAAACUCUCGAAAAGAAUUAUGGAAAACAAUAAUUCAAUAACCAACUCAACCUGCUUGCGAAGAGAGAAAAAACGAUCUUGUGUUGCAUAAUCCUAGAGAAG